AUGGGUAAUAUUGAUUUUGUUGAAGAAUGGCUUGAUUUCCAAUCAAAUGAUGUUUUCCAAGGUACUAUUGAUGAAGUUCAAAAUUGGGUUGAUACAUCAGAUGUUUCAGGAAAAACAAUAGAUCUUGACUAUGAUUAUGAUGGUAUUCAAAUAAUUGAUGAUUUAGAUGUCGAUGUUGGAGGUAAUAAUACUGAUCUAGGGUUGAACUCUCUGAAGGUUGAUCUGGGUGUACUUUUAGAUGGUUACGUUUUAGAUGGUGAUCUUGAAGCUAAAUUACAAAAGUUCAAUUUACAUCUGAACCCAAUACACAGUGAAAAUUUCACAAAUGACCAAAAUAUUGAUGAUAAAGAGAACAACUACAUGAAAAAAAAUCAAUCACAAAUAUCAUUAUAUUCUGCAAGAAAAACAAGAGAUUUAAAUUCCACCAAAUCAAUACAUAUUGGGAAUUUAAGUGAAGGAAAAAUUGACAAGGAAGAUUCAAGCUCUACUGGGUCAGGUAAAUUAAUUCUUGAUCAAUUACCAGAUUUUAAAUCUAAACCAUAUAUAAAUUGGGAAGAUUCACUUUGUAUUAGACCAGAAGUUUUAAAUAAAACUGAUGGAGAAAUUACUUAUUAUAAAGAUAUUGAUUUAAUUCCUGAUCAAACAUGGCUUCCAAGAAAGUUUCAGCAUCAUAAAGUCAAGGCAAACUUAUUACAAGGAUGUGAUCCAAUUCAUCAUUACCAUAAAAAUCCAAAUUGUCCAAAAUCUAGUGAAGGAGAAUCAUCAACUUUUAAAAACCUUGAUCAUAUAAAGAAUCUUUCAACUUAUCGUUAUUCAAGAAAAUCAAAAUUUUCUAAAAAAAUUGAAGUUAUGUGUCGUUUAUGUCGAGGACAAAAUUGGGUUCCAAAAGCCAAAUUUAAACAUCAUAUGGCAUUUUCUCAUGGUGUUCUUAUACCUUUCCAUAAGGAACAUCAAUCCAAAACUGGUGGUUCAGCUUUAUCAUUAGUUAAGUCACCUAUAUCAUUAUAUACUUCAAAAAAUAGAAAAUUUACCAAUUUUUUCGUUAAAUGUCCAAAAUGUGAAAAAUGGAUUAAACUAGGUCUUGGUGAAAAUUCUAGAAAAACUGGUAAAUCAUUUAAUGGAUUGUAUCAUAAUUAUUUUUUACAUUUUUUGAAGACUCAUGAAGGUGCAGGUCAUGAUUCGUAA
This is a messenger RNA of Hansenula ciferrii, 1185 nucleotides long. RefSeq names its product Ecm8p (gene ECM8). The record is from RefSeq and is a predicted model, not a curated record. The transcript has a single exon. Lineage: Eukaryota; Fungi; Ascomycota; Saccharomycetes; Phaffomycetales; Wickerhamomycetaceae. The coding region runs from base 1 to 1185 and encodes 394 amino acids.